AUGUUGGGCUUUUCUGACGAAAAUUUAUGGCGUUAUGCCACCCGUGAAGUACUCAAGGAACACUUGGCGCUAUAUUCUACGAGCUUCAGCUCUCCUUCAACAUCUAUAGAUCGUGAGAAUCUGGCCCGAAUGAAAGAAGAUUUAGCGGCUGUGACAAGGUUUGCUGAUACUGCAACGGCCAUAAACUCCGGUAUGGAGCAUCACGAUCCCCCAUUUGCUCCAGUAUCGAAGUAUUUGACCGAUUUGCUUCUUCCACCAAGUGUCACGUUACGUUACAUUGAACUGGUCAACGAAAGGGUCGAUGCCGAACCUGUCGAGAAGGAAAGGGAGGAAGAACUCCGUAAGACUUUGCAUAUUAUUGGCAGUACUGCUGCUUCCAUUGCCCUGGGAGAGACCCUGGCUGAAGGCAAGUUUGCUGCUCUAUCUGGCGUAAUGGCUGAUCAUCUUGAAAGCCUAAUAGAUUGGGCUUUUAAGGCCAACUCACCUAUUGGAAACGAGCAAGUGAAGAUCCAGGCUGUCGGGAGUGAACUUAAACGCAACGCAGUCGGCUGUUCAUACUCCAGCUGGUUAUCCACAUUCCAAGCUGUUCUCAAAUCACACCUUGAUGCUGCUGGCGCCUCCGAGGACAGGCAGCGUGCUCAGAAGAAAUACAUUCUUCAACUUCGUGAGCUCGGAAAUAAUCUCAUGACCAACCUUUCAUAUCCCCAGGCAAUCAAGGUCUACACGACUGCAAUUGACUCAUGUUCAAUUUUCACUGCUAACAACCUAGCCCAGCUCCAUACGAAUCGAGCAAUUGCAUUUAUUGGACUUAACUGUUACCCAGAAGCAAUCCAGGAUCUUAAGUUGGCCAUUCUGAGAGACAGAACAUUCGUGCCUGCUUACGCCCAAUUGGGUUACUGUGAAUUGUAUAUGGGCCGUACUCUUCACGCCUUACGUGGUUACAAAAAUGCUCUUGAUGCAUUGGCUGGAAACAUAGAUCCUCCAUCCACUACGCUCGACUUUCAACAAAAGGAGGAAUACAAGGAUGCCAUGGCCAAGUCUGCUUUCCCUCAAUUUGUACAUAAACUUGUUCAGGCCAUAAUCUUAACCGAGAAGAGAGCUAAGCAGCAAAGAGUGUCUUCAAAUGAUCUCAAGUUUUAUAUGACAGAGAUAAAGAAGACAUUGACUGAAUUGCAACGGGUUGCAGACCCUGAGGAGCAGCACUUGUUCAAUUAUGUUUAUGAUGAGAACUUCGAUCAGGUCAGGUCUACUGCGGUAAGAGCAAAUCAGCAUCGUCCAUCCAUCUUGACCCCCGAAGUCGCUCUGGAUAUAUUGGCAGGCAGUCUGAUGGAAGCUUCGACUGUCGCUAUCCCUCUCACGGGUAUGCCUGGAAUGCCCAAUUUAGCUCAACCUCGUCGUCGUGAAGGAAAUACGAAUGGCGCCAAUCAAAAUGAAACGACGGGUGAUACGACAGCAAAUGAUGAAGGCGAAACAGCCACGAAUGGGGAAACACCACAGACCGAUACUUCAAUCAGGGGCUUGAUGAACCAGUUGGGUGACAUUUUCGGGGACAUGAUGCAAGCACAAACUCUGAACUAUUUCCCUAACGAUGCCCCAAGAAACGGAGAGGGCUCUAAUCCCCCACCGAAUUUCGAAAUCCACGUCGAAACCGUGGGUGGCCCUGUGCCUCAUGGAGGACCAACCACUGAUACCUCCGGACCAACAAACACCACUACAGAGAAUAAUAAUAGGGCUACUGAUGAAGGAACAUCCAGCAACAAUGCCAACGAAAGUGAAACGGCUCCAAAUGGUAGAACAGAGACUACUAAUAACGCAAAUGGUUCAGGAAGAGAGAGCAGUCCAAUGUGGGAUUUGACAGAAUCUCUCAACCACAUGCUCGCUGGUGAUUACCAGCCGGUAUUCAACAACCUUAUGCGCCAUUUCGAACUGAGAGGUGGAAACGGAGCCCAAGGUGAUCAACCAGACGUUGUGAGAGAAAUCGUCCGCCGGGUUCGCGAGACACAGGCCAGCCAGCGCCUGAGUAGUCAGGGUAGCGAAAGCACGCCCAACCGGACCCAAUCUCAGCAAAGCGAACGUGACGACCAAAGCAUGCCUGAUGCUGCUGAUCUUGAUUAG
This is a messenger RNA of Candidozyma haemuli, 2115 nucleotides long. Its product is annotated as tetratricopeptide repeat protein. Gene Ontology annotation, biological process: post-translational protein targeting to endoplasmic reticulum membrane. Gene Ontology annotation, molecular function: molecular adaptor activity; protein binding. NCBI's taxonomy places the organism in Eukaryota, Fungi, Ascomycota, Pichiomycetes, Serinales, Metschnikowiaceae. The transcript has a single exon. Gene Ontology annotation, cellular component: TRC complex; membrane. The coding region runs from base 1 to 2115 and encodes 704 amino acids. The record is from RefSeq and is a predicted model, not a curated record.